Molecule: messenger RNA, 827 nt
Organism: Gadus chalcogrammus (walleye pollock)
Lineage: Eukaryota; Metazoa; Chordata; Actinopteri; Gadiformes; Gadidae
Gene: peds1a
Exons: 6
Coding region: 62-802 (246 amino acids)
Molecular function (GO): oxidoreductase activity
Source: RefSeq, a predicted model, not a curated record
ACCUAUACUCACCUGAACCAACCGAACCAGGAAGGGGUAGCAGGGGUUUGCUAGCAGGAGUAUGAAGGCGAGACUUCUCUUGGAGACUGAGAUCCAGCAUCGGUCCAUGGCGGAGGAGGAUCCGAACGGGAAUGAGCACAGGUCGGCUGCUCGCAGCACAGCUCCCCGCUGUGGGCCGCAGCACGCUGGUGCCCUGCAGCUAGCCAGACUUCACUCUCCAGUCCUGGGAAUCGUGACGGCCAACUUUGCGUCUGGGCUGAUACACUUGGGGGCUGACACCUGGGGGCCUGUGGACAUCCCUGUAAUUGGCAAGCACAGGUGGUGCCUUAUCCGCCCGUUCAGGGAGCACCACAUCGAGCCCUCGGCCACCCCCCGCCACGACUUCAUCCAAACCAACGGCGACAACUGUAAGAUCCCCACACUGGCCCUGGCUCACAUGGCCUCCAAGUUCCUCACCUACACACCGGACGCCCUGGCCGCGACCUACCCCUGGGAGUGCUACGUGUUCGCCCUGGCGGUCUUCGUGACGCUGACCAAUCGGAUCCACAAGUGGAGCCACUCCUACUUCGGCCUCCCUCCAUGGGUCGCGCUGCUGCAGGACUGGCCCCUGCUGUCGCCGCGGAUACACCACCGCAUCCACCACGUCUCGCCGCAUGAGACCUACUACCGCGUCACGACAGGCUGGUGUAACUACCCCCUGGGUUGUCUGUCCUUCUGGAGGCGGCCGAAGCGACCGGUCCAGGGGCUGACGGGCCUCCAGCCGCCCUCAGACCACCUGGCCUGGGCUAAGAGGACCAGCUGAAACCAACAGUUUGCCCCCGCACACA